AUGUUAGUCUUACCGUUGGCUUUGCGUCGCCGCGGGCUUCCGCUGUCUAGGCGAUGGUUUACAAAACUGUCUGAUUCGUCCGAACUCCGUCACGGCGCUGCGGAGGAAGGCCUGGCGUCUCCUAGGGACGCCGUAGCCGAGGUGACUCUGAGCCCGCUCCACACGCAGCGUGUAGGUAUGUUCGUGGAGCCGGGAGUCCUUUUCAAGGAACACCACCGAAGGCGCUUCCUGACCUUCAGGCUCUACUUCUUUUCCAUCGUAUCGCUAACUGUCAUCCUGGGGAUGAUCAAGAUAGUCCCCCCGGGCUACGUCGGGCUCAUUGUGAGGCGCGAUGGCAGCAUCGACCAGUUCAACAACGAGGGGCGUAUAGCGCUGUUCUACGUGCCAUUCCUGGAAACCCCCGUCGCACUCCGCACCACGCCGAUACGGAAGAAGAUCAUUGAAAGGUUCACCACCAAGGACGGCAAACAGGUUGAGGCCGUGAUUUUCCUCGACUUGCAAGCGAAGCUGGCUUACGCGAGCCACGUAUACGCAGUCUUCGGCGUGAACUUUUCCAAGGGCUUCGUGGAGAAGGAGCUUCUCUUCGACAUCGAGCAGGUGGUGAAGAAAUUCAACCGGGAGGAGCUGCUGGUGCAGUCCGACGAGGUGGAGCGCCUGUUUGCCAGCAAUGGGCAACGCGUCGCCACCCUCAAAAGCCACGGCGCUACUGAGGAGAUUGUGGAGCGCUUCCAGGAUGCUGGUGCAUUCCACAAGAUUCUCGUUAACAACAUCAACGUGAGCUUCCGUGACCCCAGUCUGGUGCCAGAGCUCUGA
Babesia bigemina is the source of this 813-nucleotide messenger RNA. RefSeq lists its product as hypothetical. The record is from RefSeq and is a predicted model, not a curated record. Lineage: Eukaryota; Apicomplexa; Aconoidasida; Piroplasmida; Babesiidae. The coding region runs from base 1 to 813 and encodes 270 amino acids. The transcript has 3 exons.